UAGUACCAUUAUUCCCUCCCUGGCUUUGCCAACCGCCAUCACUUGCCCAACCUUCACUCUUUCUUCUCAACUUCUCCUCUCCGGCAGGUCAUGACCCUGACCCGCUCCAUCCAACACCGCAACCCUAAGCCUGAAGUUCAAUCCCGAAAGCCCUCCGGAGCAACCGCCAUGCGCCUCAUAGUACCUCUCCAAGGCGUGGUCCAAGGAAGAGGAGGCCUAAUCUUCGGCUCCCUUAUCCCAUGCGCUCUCUUCUACUUCCUUCAACUCUACCUCAAACGUCACCGUUCUCCCAACUCUCAGUCCAGUCCUUCUUCCCCCUCCACGUCGUCAUCCAACCUGGCGGAGAUGACGAGAACCUCUUCGCGCUCCAAUCUUUUGUCACGCGGCUCGAUUGGACCGGUUCGGAUAUCUUCUCGGGCGAGUUCCAUUGCAAAACCGAACGACUCGCCGUAUUAUGUCGGGUUGGAUAAGGCUUCUGAGGAUCCGUAUGACAGAAUAGGUAACCCGGAUGGGGUUAUCCAGCUCGGCUUGUCAGAGAAUAGGCUGUGUUUUGAUUUAAUUGAGAAAUGGAUGUUGGAGAACUUGAGGGAUUCGAUAAUGGGAAGAGAGGGCGGUGAUUUGAGCAUUAGUGGGAUUGCAACUUACCAGCCUUUUGAUGGAACAAUGGAACUCAAACUGGCUAUGGCAGGUUUUAUGUCUCGUGUUAUGGGAGGAGCUGUCUCAUUUGAACCAUUGCAGAUGGUUUUAACAGCGGGUGCGACUCCUGCAAUUGAGACAUUAUGCUUCUGCUUGGCAGAUCAUGGGAAUGCAUUUCUUGUUCCGACACCUUAUUAUCCUGGUUUUGACAGGGAUGUGAAAUGGCGAACAGGAGUGGAGCUAAUACCCGUCCAUUGUCGCAGCACAGACAAUUUCAUGUUAACUAUCAGUGCACUGGAUCAAGCUUUCAACCAGACAAGGAAACGAGGAACAAAAAUUCGGGGAAUUCUCCUUUCAAACCCUGCAAAUCCUGUUGGCAAUUUACUUUCUCGGGAGAUGCUUUACGAUCUUUUGGACUUUGCUCGAGAGAAGAACAUCCAUAUUAUAUCAGAUGAAAUAUUUGCAGGGUCUAUGUAUGGCAAAGAGGAGUUUGUCAGCAUGGCUGAAGUUCUUGACUCAGAGGAUUCUGAUAAAAGCAGGGUUCAUAUAGUGUAUGGGCUAUCAAAGGACCUCUCUCUCCCAGGAUUUAGGGUUGGAAUGAUCUAUUCAUUUAAUGAGAAUGUUUUAGCUGCUGCUAGAAAAUUAACUAGGUUUUCUUCUAUUUCUGCUCCAACCCAAAGGUUACUAGUUUCAAUGCUGUCGGAUACAAGAUUCAUUGAGGAAUACAUUGAGACCAAUAAAAAGAGGAUACAAAAUAUGCAUGAUUUGUUUGUGGCUGGUCUGCAAGAGUUAGGUAUUAAUUGUGCAGAUAGCUCUGCUGGCUUGUAUUGUUGGGCUGAUAUGAGCAAAUUAACUCCCACUUACAGCGAGAAAGGUGAACUUGAGCUAUGGGAUAUGCUAUUGAAUGUGGCUAAGAUCAAUGUAACUCCUGGCUCAGCUUGCCACUGCAUAGAACCAGGAUGGUUCCGGUGUUGUUUUACUGCCUUAGCUCCGGAGGACAUUCCUGUCGUUAUGGGGCGGAUUCGAGAAGUUGCUGAAAUCUGUACGCAAUCCAGUUGAAAAUACUAUAAAUCACAUUUGAGCUAUUUGCUUUGAUCACUGGUAGGAUUUCUCUGUCAUAGAUAUUUCUUUUGCAACUAAACAAGAGGGUGCGGGCAUGCACAAUAUCUAAGUUGGAUCUUCAACACAGAUUUGACUCCGUUGAUGUUCUUGCAGCUUUAUAAUAACAUUGAUACAUUCCAGGCUUGUAAAUUAUUUACAUCCUAAUUUUCUGAAGCCAGAAACUGAUUUGGAAGCUUCUUGAUGUACUGAUUUUAGGGUUGUAUUGAACAGCAAAGCCAAUUGGGCCCCUCUACUACAAGAAUUUCAGUCUUGGUUGGAACUUCUUCCAUUGCAAUCCUUCAAUCAGUUUGAUGCCAGUUCCAAAGAUGCAGCAUCCGGGAGCUCUUUCCUUCAGAAAUUCCUGUCAUAGUUUCAUUCAGGCAAGAGUAGAAUGUUAUUAGUAGAUGGUUAGAAUUACAACUUUUUGUUUCUAUGGUAGUGCCAAAAGGUGAUAAUAUUGGUUUUUUGGACAAAAGAAAUGAAAGAAGAUAAUUUGAAAUGCAAAUUUUUGCUCUUUUAGUUUAAUGAAAAGCAGUUUUGUUCUAGACA
Messenger RNA from Theobroma cacao (cacao), 2286 nucleotides. RefSeq names its product 1-amino-cyclopropane-1-carboxylate synthase 12 (gene ACS12). NCBI's taxonomy places the organism in Eukaryota, Viridiplantae, Streptophyta, Magnoliopsida, Malvales, Malvaceae. Gene Ontology annotation, biological process: biosynthetic process; amino acid metabolic process. The record is from RefSeq and is a predicted model, not a curated record. Gene Ontology annotation, molecular function: pyridoxal phosphate binding; aromatic-amino-acid:2-oxoglutarate transaminase activity; L-aspartate:2-oxoglutarate transaminase activity.